Messenger RNA from Limanda limanda (common dab), 3759 nucleotides. Its product is annotated as protein mono-ADP-ribosyltransferase PARP12-like. The record is from RefSeq and is a predicted model, not a curated record. The coding region runs from base 96 to 2849 and encodes 917 amino acids. Lineage: Eukaryota; Metazoa; Chordata; Actinopteri; Pleuronectiformes; Pleuronectidae. Gene Ontology annotation, molecular function: metal ion binding; NAD+ poly-ADP-ribosyltransferase activity. The transcript has 12 exons.
ACGACAGUGAACUAUCCUCCCCCCCUUGAAGGCAGAAGGCUGUACGUCACUUUCUGCAGGGAGACAGACAGAGCACAGCCAAAGCCCAGACAGAGAUGGAGGAGUCGGACAUAUUCAAGUUCAUCUGUGCCAACAGAGGAGCGGUGGACACCGAGGACCUGUGCAACGUGGGCUCCGCCAAUGUGUCGCAGAUCAUCAGGACUGAGAGGUUCCUCCUGUGCGGAGGUGGAGGAGGAGAAAGCCAGGAGGUGGUGGUGGCCAGGACCUGGCUGAGGCUGUGCAGGGCCAAGGACUGCCCGGGGACCUGUUCGAAACUCCACCUGUGUAAACACGUCCUGUUCACCGGCGUCUGCUCCUUCACCCUGUUCAGGGGACGAUGCGUCUUCUCCCAUGAGCUGAACUCUGACCACAAUGCAAGGGUACUGAGGGAGCAUAAAGUGGAGAGCCUGAGCAGGACAGAGCUGUGCACACUGCUGCUGCAGAACGACCACUCACUCACGCCUAAUAUAUGUCACGAUUACAACAACGGCGAUGGCAUGUUUGGCCUGUGUCAGUCCGGAGUUGCCUGCGAAAGACUGCACAUCUGUGAGCGGUACCUGAGGGCGAGCUGCACCUGCUCCAGGACUCAUAACUUCAGUGCUCCACAGCCACUGAAAAUCCUGAAGGAGAAAGAUGUGCCUGACGAAAUGAUCAACUCCUUGAAAUUCGUCUACAAAAAUAAAGAGGCUUUAAGGUUGCCUGGCCAAAGGGGAGAUCGUCCACAGCAGCAACCAGGCUUUUCUACCAGUGACGGCCAUGCUGCAGCCAACUUUACUGGCGAGUACUACAGAGGGAGAGGCGGUAUCCGGGGAAACAGGGGCAACAGGGGAAACAGGGGAACCAGGGGCAACAGGGGUAAUAGGGGUAAUAGGGGAAUACAGGGCAACAGGGGAAUUCGGGGCGCCAGGGGAUCUCGGGGCAACAUGGGAAUUCGAGGCAACAGGGGAAACCAGGAAGGUGUUGAACAACUUCAACCAUCCGGUUCCACUAGUGAGCACCUUAUUGACUUCGACGACUUAGAUCUGUACACCGAAGACGGACUGAGCGAAGACAACAGUGAGCAGCAACAACAAAACUCUUCCUCCAUCAACUAUGCGAGCAGUGACAAUGGAAGAGGUGGUUACCAGGGCAACCGGGGCAACAGGGGAAACCUGGGUGGCCUCCAACAGCACCGAUCCUCUUCCUUUGGUGACCUCCUCGCUGAGUUCGAUAACUUAGAUCCCUUUAGCAAUAUGGGACAGAGCGAAGGCUUCGGAGGAGAGAUGAGAGGCUCAGGAGUCAGAGGUGGUUACCAGGGGAACAGGGGCAACUAUGGCAGAGAUAAAACCGAGAUCUGUAUGCAUUUCAUCAUAGGACACUGUAAACAUGAGGAUAAGUGUUUCAGACAUCACGACAAGAUGCCGUACAGGUGGCAGGUCAAAGAGGGAAUAGAGUGGACCGCCCUGCCCAAAAAUGAAGAUAUUGAAAAGGACUUCUGUGACCCCCAAAAAACACACAGUGGUACUACUGAGCCUGUAGAUUUUGACAUCAUGACCUGUGGACCCAGAAAAGUACGACGACUCUCCACCUGUAACUCUCUGGCUCAGCCGGCCUACCUCCACACCACCGAGUGGAUCUGGUACUGGGAGGAUGAGUUUGCAAAGUGGAACGUGUACGCUUCAUCCCCCGCAGCAGACAUGGAAAGCAGUGAGCUGGAGAAGAGGUUUCUGGCCAACCCCAGAGACGUGGUGGACUUUAUCGUUGGUUCACAGUCAUAUUCGCUCAGUUUCCAGGACAUGAUACAAACAAACAACCAUUAUAGCACAAAGAGACUCGUGAGGAGACGGCCCCGGUUCGUCUCUGGAGCUGAUGUCAGAGCAAAGAGAAUCAGGAGGCCUCUGGGUCAACCAAGCUUUCUUGCUAUCCCAGACCACUGGGACAAGACACAGAUUCCCGCAACAGGAUACAAGCGAGUCUCCCUGCAGCGCACCUCACAGGAAUUUAUGAAGAUCCAAGCUAUGUUCUUUACAACCAUGAGAGGCUUUGACAUCGUCACAAUCGAGAGGAUUCAGAACAAACCAUUGUGGGAAAGCUUUCAGUUGCAGAAGACUCAGAUGAGGACCAAUAAUGGUGGACGCGACGUGCAAGAAAAAAAUCUCUUCCAUGGCACUGACUCCGUACACGUGGAUGCCAUCUGCCUCACCAACUUUGACUGGAGGAUCUGUGGAACUCAUGGAACCGCUUUCGGCACAGGUAGCUACUUUGCCCGCGACGCCAAAUACUCCCACAGCUACACCGAUGACUCUGACGUCAAAUCCAUGUUCAUCUCACGGGUGCUGGUGGGAGACUUCACCAAAGGUUCCUCUGACUACCGCCGCCCUCCUUCCAAGGACGGCAGGACCGCCAACCUCUACGACAGCUGCGUAGAUGACGUCACAAACCCGUCUAUCUACGUCGUGUUCGAAAGGCAACAAAUCUACCCAGAGUACCUGCUGCAGUACAAGACCUCAGGCAUCAAGACAGUACACAGCCAGCCCGCUACCUACCCGUACGUCACCACUGCACCCUCACGGGUACCCGGCACAUCAGCUCAGUCUUACACAGCUUCAAACCAGCCCAGCAAUACAGUACGACGCCCGCCGGCUACCAACCCGUUCGUCACCACUGCACCUUCAUUGGUACGCAGCACGUCAGCUAGUUCUAACACAGCUUCAAACCAACCCAGCAAUUUGAGUUACAAUUCCAACUCAGCCACCUUCCAGUACCCACGCUCACCAUCGUCCUCAUCUCUACCCGAAAAGAAACCCUCUGAUUCCUGUGUCAUUGCUUAGGUGCAAAGGUGAAGUGAAUGGAUCAUGCAAAAGGAGAAUCCUGUUUGUUUGACAUGAGAGGAGAGUGGAAAGAGCUCCUGCAGAAUGCUUUGGAUAAUUUGGUGCACAGAUUUAAAAUGGUAAGAAACUUUAAAGUGUGUACUGAGGCGUCGAUUAACUUGGUCAAACUCAAAUUAUAAACCAAAUAGAUAGAAAUAGUAGUGGGCAACCAGGAAAUAUAAAUGUCAAGUUGAUUUUCAGUAACCGGGUGAGCAUUAAAUCUUAAGCUGAUCAACCAGUGAUUUGCAAACGUUAAUAAUUUGUAAACGGUUGAUGGUGCUAAUUGCUCAGGGAGGCGCUAUUAGUCUCCAUUUUCUCUUUCGCAGUUUUUCAUUGCAUCAAUUUCCAUGGCUUCGAGAACAUUAUGAUUAAUUUAGUUUUCAUUGGUAUAACAGAUUUUCAACCUUUGCCACACAUUUAACUUUUUUCUGCAGUAUACACAUUUUUUUUAAAUUUCCACACCUACACCGUAAAAAUGGUUUGUAACCAUCAUUGUUUUAAUACUAAUAAAGUAACAAACACAAGUGCAGUUCUGAUAGAUGUGCUGAGGAAAUGUUAAACACUACAAUCCGAUUAAAGAUGCUAACAAUGGAUGGUUUACGAAGUCCUCAUGAAAUGAAGAGAUGCUGCUGCACAGUGACAUUAGAGGGCGACAAUCAAUUCUCGUCGAGUCAAAAGUUAACUCGAUGGCUUCUUUCCCAAAAUGUCAAUGGUUUUGGUUUCACACAAUGAAAGUGUGCAGUUAUUGAUUAUUGAAAUCGAAACCUACAGAUAAUGCGUAGUCAUUUACAGUAUGAUUCCUUUGUAUCUGAAAAUAUUGUAUCGUCGACACUGUUGUGCAUUAAAAAUAAAUGUAAAUUUUAAUGGAAAA